AUGUCGUCAUCCGAAGGUGAAAUUAUUACCAAGCGCCAGGCCGUUAAAAUAAAGCCACGAACGGUAAAAAUCAAACCGCGUCACAACGUAUCCGGUGAAUCCUCCACUGCUUCCGUAUCACAAUCCAAGCGUGUGUUGGAAAACGUAGAGUCACUGGGGAGUUCACAGAGAUCAAAAAACGUUUCAAAAAUGUACGACGACGACGAUAAUUUCUUUACGCGAAAUUCGAACUUUCCUCGAAAAAUCGACACAAAAACUGAAAAGAAUGUGAAGAUUCUCAAGGAACUGGAAGAUAAUACUCAUGAAAAUGAUAAUUUACAAUCCAACGACGAAAUUAGUACUAAACGACCUCGGAAUUCCAAAGGAAAAGGAAAAGCAAAACGGUGGGAUUGGACAUUAUCAGAUGAUCCAAUUAGUUUAGGUGAUUUCAGCGAACACGAAGACCUUUCUGAUUUCUCAGAUGAAAUGGAUAGGAGGAAGAGUAACAAAGGUAAAAAAAACCAUGACAUCCCAGAUCUUGAUCGAGAGCCUUCUUUGACCCCUCCGCCAGAAUUAAAUGAGCAUCAGAUUCAGUCCACGGUCGGUAUGAUACGCGCUACGCUUAUGCAAUACUCGGAAAAACUGAGAUCAGAUGGUAAUGAAAUUGGCUCUCCAGGCAUAUCUUACGAAACGCAAGAUAACACCGAACUGGAUCCCGAACUGUUGGCUAUUCAACAAUCGAUUAAACAAAAUAGUGUAAUAUCAAGUCGGAGCGUCAACGCUAAAGUUGAAAUUAAGGUAACACCAAUACGUCACCCAGAAAUUGAAAUCAACGACGCAAAUAGAAAGGCUAUGGCCGAUUACGAGAAACCAAUCAAAUUUAUCAUCAAGACAGUGAGUAUAAGAUGGGAUGAUAAUUUUGAACAAAUGAUAAAAUGGUUGUGUGAAAAGAAAGGAAUAUGGAAGCAAGACUUGGUAUUGACGUAUAAAAAAGUUAAAGUGUUUCCCCGUAGCACGCCGGAAUCUUUGGGAAUGAUUGGUCAAGUUGUUAUGGAGGCAUAUACGAGGGAUACUUUUAUUUAUAUCAGAGAACGAGAAGCCCUGAACAAACAACGCUUGCUGGAAGAUUUAGAUAAGAGUUCGGAUUUUUCGGAAGAGGGUAGAAUCAAUGACAAUUCGGACGCGUCUGAUAUCAAUUAUGUAAAUGAAGAAGAUUAUAUUCACCUGAAGUUGCGUAGUGAGGAUGAAUCGGUUGAAAAAUUAAAAGUAAAAAAGAGUUUAACAGUGCAGGCGGUCAUCGACCGAUAUAAAAAAAUUAAAAACAUACCGGCAAAUGAAAAAAUGAGACUGUUAUUAGAGGAUGAAACGCUGUCGGUCACGGACAGAUUAGAGGACACUGAUUUGGAAGACGGAGAUAUGCUGUCGGUUGUUCUCAAUUGA
Molecule: messenger RNA, 1419 nt
Organism: Acaulospora morrowiae
Lineage: Eukaryota; Fungi; Glomeromycota; Glomeromycetes; Diversisporales; Acaulosporaceae
Source: the annotation of a GenBank genome assembly